Molecule: messenger RNA, 1805 nt
Organism: Saprolegnia diclina VS20
Lineage: Eukaryota; Oomycota; Saprolegniomycetes; Saprolegniales; Saprolegniaceae
Exons: 4
Coding region: 9-1436 (475 amino acids)
Biological process (GO): mRNA splicing, via spliceosome
Cellular component (GO): catalytic step 2 spliceosome
Molecular function (GO): protein binding
Source: RefSeq, a predicted model, not a curated record
GCUUGCCCAUGCACCGCAACUGGGCCAACGACGACGACGACGCCGACGGCGCGUGGAUGGACGAGGAGCCGACGACGUACUCGCCCUACUACGCGUCGACGCCGUACGCCCCGCCGCCACUGCCGCCGCUGGGCGUUGACGCCUGGUCCGAGGCCGAAGCCGUCGCCGAGAUCCACGCCGCCAUUGGCGACUGGCAGCGGCGCUUCGCCGUCAACGACGAGACUGACGAUUAUGUGCAGAUGCGGCGCAAGCAAGAUGCGUGGCAGGCCAUCGCGGCCAAGGUCGACCACGUGUCCCGAUACCUCGCCGCGCCGCCGCCCAAGCCAUUGUCGGUGGCGUCGACGCCGCGCCACUCCGAGUCGGAGACACCAGAAGCCAACUGGGCAGGCCUCUGGUACCUUCUCGGUGACAUGGAGGACGACGACCGUCGGCGCAGCUCCGAGUCGCGCAUGCCGGGCGACGCAUACGUCCUCUUGCAGAUCUGGAGCUGUCUCGACAGCCGCGACUUUGCCAACGUCGCCGGCGUCUGCAGCGACUGGUUCCGCCUCGUGUACCACUCAAAGCUCGGGCAGCAGCGCUGGCAGCAAAUCGUCAAGCGCCGCUGGAAGCACUUGGAUUUUGAAAACGACCGCCAUCUGCACGCGCUCUGUCCCGACUACGACUGGCGCAAGCGCUACAUUGCGCUGCAUCGGUACAUUGAACCAAGACAAUAUUGCUGCUAUUAUUGCACUAGACUGGUCGGCAACUGGCGCCACGGACGCCACAACUCGCGCUCACGCCUCGUGCCAACGCCCGCCCCCGCCCGGUCGCUGGCUGUCCUGUCGCCCACGCACCUUGUUGUCGGCGAUGCGCGAGGCCAUGUGCGAUACCUCAACAUCGCCAGCAGCGACGACGAUCCAGUCGUCGAGUACCGAGCCCACGGCUACAGCGUGAGCACGCUCGCGGUGCGCAGCUCGACGCUCGUCAGUGGCUCGAUGGACGGUCUCUUGCUACUCCACGAUACCGAGCGCAUGGCAUCGCUCGGUCGCCUGGAUGGGCACUUAGACGCCGUGACAAGCGCCGAGUUUGUGGCGUCGAGUCUGCUGCUCACAGCAUCGAUGGACGCGACUGUCCGGCUCUGGGACACGCGAUCCGGGGCGCCGCCCGUGGUGUUUGAAGAUGGAUCGACCCAAUUGGGCAUUCGGCACGCGACGAGCUGCCCCGAAGCCCACACCUUUUUCACAUUUGCUGCUGACGGUGUCGCCAGCGUGUGGGACCUUCGCCGUGCAACCACGCCGCUCCGCGUCCUGCGCGACCCUAUUCCUGGCGUCGCCUCGUGCUGGCUCUCGCCUCGGGUGCGCUACAAACUAGAGCUAUGUGCCAACGCCUUGGCUCGUAGACCUGUGUCGUGCUCGACGCGGCCGGCAACUGCACGUGGCUCAAGAAUGGCAAGGUGAGCGGAUCGUACGCCGGCAACGGCAGUCGUCCACUCGGUGUCUAUACGACCGACCUCGACCCGUCGGUGUUGGUCAUCGCCACUUCGGACGGCGUUCAGGUCUGUGGCGAUGCCACGUCAUCGAGCACGAUCGCGGCGUUGUACAGUGUGCCGCUGUCGCUGCGCUGCGUCAGCGCCGACCGCACGUCGCUAUAUGGCAUUGACGUGGCCCACCAACUGCACCAACUCGCUUUUGCCCCGUAACCCUAGCCCGUUACGCUGAACACCUAGCCCGCUUCGGCUCGACCAACCAACGCCUUGUCCUUGUACUAGAUAGAUACUUGGUGUUUCGAAUAACUUUGCAUCCGAAGCGACUCGUCAUCCCCUUCUG